Molecule: messenger RNA, 1506 nt
Organism: Fulvia fulva
Lineage: Eukaryota; Fungi; Ascomycota; Dothideomycetes; Mycosphaerellales; Mycosphaerellaceae
Product: FAD-dependent monooxygenase sdcF
Exons: 4
Coding region: 1-1506 (501 amino acids)
Molecular function (GO): FAD binding; oxidoreductase activity
Source: RefSeq, a predicted model, not a curated record
AUGCGUGACCUCACAGCAAUAGCAGCUGUGCUGUUCCUCCUUCCUGGUAGCUUUGCUCUGCAGAAACAUCUACAGGGAAAUGAUUGUUGCAACGUCCUCAGAGAGGCUGGAGUCGGAAACAUCUUCCUUCCUCAGAGCAAGAACUACACGGAAAGAGUACACUCAUACUGGUCACUCACCUCACAACUCGAGCCGAACUGCUUCGUCCUACCAGGUAACGCCGAGGAAGUCUCUACCAUCGUCAAGACCCUAGUCGAGAAGACAAAAUGCGAGUUUGCAGUACGGAGUGGAGGACACUCAUCCAAUGCUGGCUAUAACAACAUUUUGAACGGAGUCACUAUUGACCUGAGCAGAAUCAAUUCCACAACCUACAAUAACGCCACGCAGAUAGCGUCAGUUGGCCCAGGUGCAAGAUGGCUUGGUGUGUACCGCACAAUGGACGCACUUGACAGAGGCAUCCAAGGAGGUGCCAUUGGUACAGUCGGUGUCGGAGGACUCCUCUUGGGAGGUGGUUUCGCCAACUACGCCUAUCAGCGUGGUCUUGCUACUGACGACAUCGUCAACUUCGAAGUCGUCCUCGCCAACGGAAGCAUCGUCCAAGCCAACGCUACACACAACCAGGACCUCUGGAGGACACUAAAGGGUGGCGGCAGCGGGUUCGGUAUCGUGACCCGUUACGACAUGUACACCUUCGAGCGACCUCUGAUGUGGAGCUCCUACCGAGAGUUCUCUGCCAGCGAAGAGCUUGACGAGGCACACAUUCGAGGCCUGAAACACUGGACUGACAAUGAAGAGGCGUACAAGAGCGGUGCCGCGUACGUUUGGUGGACGUACCGGCCAGCUGACAAUGACACGAUUCUCAUUGCCAUGGUCGGCGACACAUCCGGCCAGGCGAACCCACCAGCUGCUCAAGAGUUCCUCAACAUCAGCGGCGCUAAGACCGAGAGUGGCGGCUUGACGAACAUGUCCCAAGAAGCUCUGGCCACGCAGGCGGAAGGAUACCGCAACAUCUGGUGGACCCUCACCCUCAAGAACGAAGAACACGCAAUCCGCAAAGCCGUCCACCUCCACCACCAACUCGUAUCCGAAAUGCUGCGCGACUCCGUCAACCUCGACUUCGAAACCCAAGCCUACUUCCAACCCCUCCCCAUCAUCAUGGCCCAGCGCGCCGCCGAGAAAGGCGGCAAUACCCUAGGCCUCGACCGCAUCGGAAACAACUCCGUCAUCCUCCUUGCGUCCCUCGCCGUCAACGGUGUUGAUCAGGAAGCCCUGGGCAGGCAGAAGAUGUAUGCGUGGUUGAGAGCGUUGGAGCAGUAUACGGAGGCUACGGGGACGAUGGUGGAGUAUAAGUAUAUGAAUUAUGCGGAUGCGACACAGGAUGUGUUGAAGAGUUAUGGGAGGGAAAAUGUGAAGAGGAUGCAGCGGGUGUCGAGCAAGUAUGAUCCGGAAGGGGUGUUUCAGACGAGGGCGCCGGGCGGGUUUAAGUUGCCUUGGGGGUUUGAGUAG